AUGCCAGUAUCGCGGGCAACAUCGAUUGAGUGGGAUCGCUGUUUGGAGUUGAGUCGUCCAAGCGAAAGGGCAUUUGUGUCUCUCGAUGGAUCCGAUUUCCGCAUCCAAGAACAGAUACCAUUUGAUCGCAAAUGGUACUCCCACAAGUUCCAUGGUCCAGGCCUCCGUUACGAAGUCGGCAUCUGCAUUCGGACGGGCAACAUUGUUUGGGUAAACGGAGGGCUCCCAUGUGGGGAGUGGCCAGACUUGCGGUUUGCACGCGAUUCCUACAUCAACAUGGUCCGCCGUGGUGAAUUGACGCUUGCAGACAAAGGGUACAAUGACCCCAACUACUUUAUCUACCCAUGCCCCCAACUUCAAAACCCGAGGCGCCACAAAGAUAUCAUGGCUCGCCACGAGACCGUCAAUAAACGCAUGAAGCAGUUCGGCGUCUUGUCAGGCGUAUUUCGGCACAUCCGCGAGACCAUCGAGGGCAUCAGCUCGAGCUUCCACAAUUGA
Molecule: messenger RNA, 498 nt
Organism: Aphanomyces astaci
Lineage: Eukaryota; Oomycota; Saprolegniomycetes; Saprolegniales; Verrucalvaceae
Exons: 3
Coding region: 1-498 (165 amino acids)
Source: RefSeq, a predicted model, not a curated record